AUGACAGGCCCGAUUAUGUCCAAUGUACAUAACCCGGGGAAUCAGAUGGCGCUCGUGGGGGGGAUGAACUUGCAAUAUCCCCAGCAUCAGAUGAGCGGGCAGCACAUGUACGGGCACCCGGGCCAGCAGCAGCCAUCACCGCAGAACGACCGGCCCUUCAAGUGCGAUCAGUGCCCGCAGUCAUUCAACCGCAACCACGACCUAAAGCGGCACAAGCGGAUCCACCUGGCUGUGAAGCCAUUCCCUUGCGGACACUGCGAGAAGAGCUUCUCGCGUAAAGAUGCAUUGAAGAGACAUAUUUUGGUGAAGGGCUGCGGGAAGAGCUCUACGACGGCGAACACCAACGGCGGUAGUCAAUCCCCUGUCGACAAGUCAGAGGAGGGCACGAACGAUUCCGGUGAUGAUUCCAGUCCCGAGAUGCCGAAGAAAGAGCUCUGA
Amorphotheca resinae ATCC 22711 is the source of this 438-nucleotide messenger RNA. RefSeq lists its product as hypothetical. Bases 1 to 438 code for a protein of 145 amino acids. The record is from RefSeq and is a predicted model, not a curated record. The transcript has 2 exons. NCBI's taxonomy places the organism in Eukaryota, Fungi, Ascomycota, Leotiomycetes, Helotiales, Amorphothecaceae.